Messenger RNA from Nanorana parkeri, 4887 nucleotides. It is a transcript of the gene BMPR2, whose product is annotated as bone morphogenetic protein receptor type 2. The record is from RefSeq and is a predicted model, not a curated record. Gene Ontology annotation, biological process: protein phosphorylation; BMP signaling pathway; cellular response to growth factor stimulus. Gene Ontology annotation, cellular component: plasma membrane; signaling receptor complex. The transcript is spliced from 13 exons. Gene Ontology annotation, molecular function: ATP binding; transforming growth factor beta receptor activity. Bases 392 to 3475 code for a protein of 1027 amino acids. NCBI's taxonomy places the organism in Eukaryota, Metazoa, Chordata, Amphibia, Anura, Dicroglossidae.
UUAAUUCUUACGACAGCAAUGGCUUUCGGUGUUUCUAGUUCCCCCCGAUGAGAGGGGAAAGAUGGGUGCAGCGUUCCCCGUGUAAUGCCGUGCUGUGGAAAUGGUAUUAACAGAACCUUGUUAUAAGUACUUUUUGAUGCAGUGAAGGGGUGUGAAAUAAUCAAGUUCCUCAGGGAGAGCAGACUCCCUUUGCCGGAAUGAGCAUUAUCUGAUGGGAGACGACAGUCUAGUCCGCUGAGGAUCCUGCGCUAGAAGGGCCUCGGCCUCCCAUGGAUUAGAAAUCAGAAACACGUUUAUUGUGAAAUCAGAUUAUAGCCGCACUAGGCUCUUUUAAUUUUGUCUCCUUCCUGUGUCUUCUAGCUGUCCGAUUUCUUUUGGAUUACUGAGUGUUAUGGCUUCAAAUCAGAGUCUGGUUCUUCUGCUCCUUGGCUUCCAUUCCACCCUGCUCCUGGCCACCGCCACUGCUGCUCAGAGUGAAGAGCGUUUGUGCGCCUACAAAGAUCCCAACCAGCAGGACCAGGGAGUCAGCGAAAGUCAGAUAUCCCCUGAGAAUGGCACUGUGGAGUGUUCCAAGGGAAGCACCUGCUUUGGCUUAUGGGGAAAAAACAGAGAUGGGGAAAUCAAUCUCGUCAAGCAAGGUUGCUGGUCAUACAUAGGUGACCCACAUGAUUGUCACCAUGAAGAAUGUGUGGUAACUACUACUCCACCACUCAUACAGAAUGGGACCUACCGCUUUUGUUGCUGCAGUGCUGACAUGUGCAAUGUGAACUUCACAGAAAAUUUCACACCUCCAGACCCUACUGACACAACACCUUUCAGUUCUACAGGCUGGAUGCACCGUGAAUUGACUAUAAUAAUCGCCCUUGCGUCUGUGUCUGUCGUGGCUGUGCUUAUUGUUUUUUUCUUUUUUGGAUAUAGGAUAUUUGGAGAAGAUCGCAAACAAGGUCUGCAUAGUAUGAAUAUGAUGGAAGCUGCAACAUCAGAACCAUCUUUGGAUUUGGAUAACCUUAAGUUAUUAGAGCUCAUCGGUCGUGGUCGUUAUGGGUCUGUGUACAAAGGAUCCCUGGAUGAGCGUCCAGUGGCUGUGAAAGUUUUUGCUUUCAACAACCGGCAGAACUUUGUCAAUGAAAGGAGUAUUUACCGCACUCCUUUGUUGGAACAUGAUAACAUUGCCCAUUUUAUCGUGGCUGAUGAGAGGGUGUCUUCAGAUGGACGUCUGGAAUACCUGCUAGUGAUGGAGUACUACGCAAAUGGAUCCCUAUGCAAGUAUUUAAGUGUGCAUACCAAUGACUGGCUCAACUCCUGCCGCUUGGCACAUUCAGUAACCAAAGGAUUGGCAUACCUACACACAGAGCUGCUGCGCGGAGAUCAAUACAAACCGGCAAUUUCACAUCGUGACCUGAACAGCCGUAACGUGCUAGUGAAGACCGAUGGCACUUGUGUCAUCAGCGACUUUGGCUUGUCCAUGCGACUUACAGGAAACCGGCUGGUGAGGCCAGGAGAUGAAGAUAAUGCAGCUAUAAGUGAGGUUGGCACCAUCCGUUACAUGGCUCCUGAAGUCUUGGAAGGAGCAGUGAAUCUUAGAGAUUGUGAGUCUGCUUUGAAACAAGUGGACAUGUAUUCACUGGGCCUGAUAUACUGGGAAAUCUUUAUGAGAUGUACUGACCUCUUUCCCGGGGAAUCUGUACCGGAGUAUCAAAUGGCAUUUCAGGCUGAAGCUGGAAAUCACCCUACGUUUGAAGACAUGCAAGUUUUGGUGUCAAGAGAGAAGCAAAGGCCAAAAUUUCCAGAAGCAUGGAAAGAGAACAGCUUGGCUGUGAGAUCACUUAAAGAAACAAUUGAUGAUUGCUGGGAUCAGGAUGCAGAAGCCAGGCUUACAGCACAGUGUGCAGAGGAGAGAAUGGCGGAGCUAAUGAUGAUCUGGGAGAGGAAUAAGUCAGUGAGCCCAACCAUCAACCCAACAUCUACAGCUGUGCAGAAUGAGCGCAAUCUAUCACAAAGUCGACGAGUAGCAAAGAUUGGCCCAUACCCGGAUUAUUCAUCAUCAUCUUAUAUUGAAGAUUCUGUGCACAACCCUGACAGUAUAGUAAAGAACAUUUCAUCUGAGAACUCCAUGUCCAGCACUCCUCUUACUACAAGUGAGAAGAAUCGGAACUCUAUUAAUUAUGAGCGCCAACAGGCUCAGGCACGUCUCCCAAGCCCGGAGACCAGUGUGACCAGCUUGUCAACUAACACUACCACUACCAACACUACUGGGCUCACACCAAGCACUGGUAUGACCACAAUAUCAGAGGUCCAGUACUCAGAUGACACUAUGCAUGGCAUGCAGCCUACUGGACCCACUCCGGUUUGUCUGCAGCUUACAGAGGAAGACUUAGAGACUAAUAAGCUAGAUCCAAAAGAAGUUGAUAAGAACUUGAAGGAAAGCUCUGAUGAGAACCUUAUGGAACAUUCCCUCAAACAAUUCAGUGGGUCUGAUCUUCUGAGUAGCACCAGCUCCAACCUGUUUUACCCACUAAUUAAGCUGGCAGUGGAAUCCACGGGUCAGCAGGAUUUUACCCAAGUGGGCAAUGGUCAAGCUUGCUUAGUUCAAGACAUACAUCCUGCACAACUCUAUCCUCUUCCUAAGCAGCAAAACCUUCCCAAAAGACCUACCACCCUUCAACUAAAUACUAAAUCCUCCGGCAAAGAGUCUAGACUUAAAUUUGGCAGCAAGCACAAAUCUAACUUGAAGCAUGUCGAGACAGGAGUGGCCAAAAUGAACACAGUGAGUGCUGCAGAACCUCAUGUGGUGACAGUUACCACAGCUGCAGGUAGGACAGGCUAUGUGAACUCUCAGGGGCCCUCAAGCCAGCAUUCAAACAUAGUCUUAGGUCCCAAUACCAACUCAAUGGCCCAAAGGGCACAAGACCAGUUCCGAGGUGAGGGGAGCCGACUGAACAUCAACUCUAGUCCAGAUGAGAAUGAGCCACUGCUGAGGAGAGAACAACAGGCUGGGCAGGAUGAGUCUGUACUAGACCGACUAGUUGAAAGGAGGGAUCGGCCACAGGAGACCAGCAGGGUAAACUCAAAUAACAAUAACAACAGCAGCCAGUGUGUACAGCAAGAUACAGGAGCACAGGUUCCUUCUGUAGAACACAGACAGCGCAAUACAAGGAGAGCACAGAGACCGAACUCCCUUGACUUGUCCACCUCCAGUAUUAUGGAUAACUGCAGCACACAAUGUGAUACACUAUCAGACAGUCGGGCCGGCUCAGGCGAGAAGAUUAAGAAGAGAGUAAAGACACCAUACUCGCUGAAACGAUGGCGCCCCUCUACGUGGGCCAUCCCCACUGAGCGUCAGGACUGUGAGGUCAACAACAAUGGGGGCGAUGAUACCUUCAGCCACUCAAAAUCGAGCACAGCUGUUUACCUUAUAGAUGGGAGCACCACCACUGCUGCCCUUUCUAAAGAUGCCAGGAUGAGCUGCUUGUAAAUGAUCCAAUCAUCUCUUUUUUAUUAUUAAUAUUUUUAAUAUUAUUUUCAAGUUUUUUUGAAUGCCUCCAAAACCUGAUUUUUUUUAUCAUCUAGUGAGUAGAAGACAUGGAAAAUCAUAUUUCUAUCAUCAAAUCUUUGUACAGGACUUGUGAUAACACUCAUGGUUAUGGCAGCGCCAGCAGUCCAGUGGAGGUUCAUCAUGUCUUGUCCUUCCACAACCAUGAGCGUUACAUAGAAUUCAGCUAUGCAGAGUAAACACACAAAAUAGAGUUUAUGCUUCCAUGUUGUUGGUUUUUGUUUUUUAAAUUUUUAUUUUAAAGUUAGUUCUGCACCUUCUACAUAUUGUUUUGUGAGUCCCAAGUCUGGUCAUGUUUCAUGUAUACAUAAAACGAAAAGAGGAAAAAAAAAAAAAGACCACAGAAAGUAGAACACCUCUGAAAAUGUCUUUUGUUAAAACGACGGAGAAGAUAUUGUUGACCAUUGUGGUCUCUAAAAAUUCUGCAAAAAAUGUCAGACAGGAUUAACUGCAGCAGUGUCUUGUGCACGCAAAUGUUUGAUUUUUAUGCUCUGUCUAGUCUGUAUGUUGAUGUUUUAAAGAAGCGCUUGUUCAAGGACAAAUACACCAAGAAAUGCUUAUUUUCUGCCUUUUAUUUUAGUAGCAAAAGACUUUGCACUUUUAGGUAAAAGCACUGCAAGUCAUAUUGAAAAUGGCUGUCUCACAGGAAGUUUCCAUUCACAAUUCCAAACCCCUAAACUGUGAAUCAGUUUACUCCAUAGCUUGGACAGAUUUUAGCCUUUGACUUUGGGGGCUUCAAUCUUUCCAGCUAGCUGAGAAGACAGAGCCGCAGCAUGAUGGACUUACUGAUGAACUGAUGGGGUUUUAUGUAAAAUGUUUACUUUCACCAGGCUUAUUUGCGUAUCGGACAACCAUUCUUAGCUGAUGACACUCGGAGGAAGAAGAAACAGGGGACACGUCUAUUAAGGCUUUAAGGCGUAUGUUAAAAAAAAAUAAAAAAAUAGAAUCAAAUAUUAUAUAAAUAUAUAUAUAAAACAUGUGAUAACAAGAAAAGAGCUUAUAAAAGUGAUAUUUUAGCCUAUCUGUGCAAGAGUGAACACUUGUUAAGCAGAGUGGUAUCCCUUUGAAUAUCUGGCUUUUCAUGUACUUGGUUGAAAUGUGCAAUGAUAUAUUUUUUCCUCAAUGCUUUACUGCAAAUACAUUUCACUAACACUAAAACUUUCCGUAAUGUUUGUGAUUUUUUUUUUAAUAUAGUUUUAUCCUAAAUAACUGCUACAAAAUGUCCCCACAAGCUGCUUUUUGUAUCUGGAAGCUGCCCGUUGCUGGUUAUGUCCUGUGAAUAUGCUUUAACUUUGUAUUUUUAAUAUAUAUUGAAUAAAUGUAUGCAGAAUACA